Molecule: messenger RNA, 2193 nt
Organism: Phalacrocorax carbo (great cormorant)
Lineage: Eukaryota; Metazoa; Chordata; Aves; Suliformes; Phalacrocoracidae
Source: RefSeq, a predicted model, not a curated record
CCCCCUGCAGUGGGGUCUCAAUGCUAACUCCACAGCCGGUUUCGUACCAGGGGACCCUGUUGUACACUAAUGGCCCAGCCAUUGUUUUCUGCCAAAGGUUUCUGAACAACAGGAAGCCAGCCUCCUUGCGUGAGUGUGUAGUGGCCCCUGUGUUCUCCUGCUAGCUGAAUCAAGAUGCAGCUGAAAACAAAAGAGCAGAGAAGGCAAAAAAUAUUGUUUCAGCUCUUUUCUCCACCUCCAAAUUUUGACAGAAUGUGGGGGUUUGCUUUCCUAAGAGAUAAUUGCUUGGAAUUUUCUGUGCCUGAAGUCUUGCUGGUGAAGUCCCUGUGACAACAUUUUUAAGAAACAGCAUCCUGAAUCGCUUAGACUCCAACGAUUUGUCAGCAGGUGGAUGGGAUUAUAUCUAGAUGGUGAUUGUGACUUUUAUGAAGUGGAAUGAAUGAUACCUGCAAACUUGAAAGAGGAGAACAUUUCUUCGCCCUUUUCCGUUACAUUUUUACAAGAAUUCUUUCCUGUCUCCUAUUCUGCUGCAUCCAUCCUCCGUGUUCCACCUCUGCCUCUUGUGAGUUAAGGAAGAGCAGAGGAAAUUGUUUAUACUUGAUCCUUAUACAGUUUUGUGCUUAACGUUAAGAGGAAGUCAGCAGAGAUCUCCACGCGCUUCAUUUUCAUCCGCCACAGAGCAGAGAUGGAUGAGCAGACAGGGGUAAAUCCUUUCAGCUGCUGGUGCUGCUACACCAGGGACAAUUCCCAUUUAACCAAUUCUUCCUCCCAGUCUCUGACUUUCCAAGAGGACGCCUGGCACAGAGGAGCGUGGGUUCUGCAGCGUGUCCUUGGCUGCUCUGCAGACCAAGUGACGGUGAAUUUUAUAAAUCGGGAUGGAGAGCGACUUACGGCCACAGCCAAAGAAGGGCAGAGUUUGCUGGAAGUGGUAGUCAAUCAAAACUUGGCCAUUGAUGGAUUUGGUGCGUGUGAAGGGACGUUAGCCUGCUCCACCUGUCACCUCAUCUUUGAGAAGGACACCUUCCACAAGCUGGAUGCCAUCUCAGAUGAAGAGCUGGACAUGCUGGACUUGGCGUACGGCCUCACUGAGACAUCUCGCCUUGGCUGCCAGGUGUGCAUUAAGAAGUCAAUGGAUGGUCUGACAGUGAGGGUCCCCGUGGAUGUAUCGGACAUCAGGAGGCAGCUGGAGGUUGGAAAGCAAAGCAAACAGUAACUGGAAACGACUCCUGCACAACUCACAUCCUCAUUUUAGGUGUGGCAGGGUACUUUGCUUUUGGUUAACACUAUUGCUUUUUGUGGCUGGCCUGCAGAAGACCAUAAAGGUCUGAUGCAGUAUAAAUGCCUGUUUGGCAAAUCUCUUAUUCAAACAAAGCUUAAUGCUAGGGUAUUUGAUAUAUGUUUUAAGUGCUUAAGUGCUCAGCUGGACUAAAGCAUAUGGCUUUACAUUUCCCUGGGUGGAUGACAGUAAACAUCUGUGCUGUAUGUGACUCACACUCUCCAUUGAAAUGUAAGGAAUUCUGCUAUUCUGAGUAACUGCUGGGAAUCCUGCAGGGCUUGGCUUUUUAACUGUAGAGCAGAUUUUUCCCAAUUUGGGAAGCUUAAGGAGAGAUAGCUGUUCCAAAUACAAGACAGCGCGCUGACUGGCUUGAUGAUACAGGCUGAGUUUGGUUAGCAAGAACAUACUGAUAACCCUUUGAAUGCUGCCAUUUCCUAUAAGAGGGAACCACUUCAUAUGAAUUUGAGAUGCCACAUGUCACUGAAUUAUGUGCCAUGAUCUGCUAUUUUCUCCAAAUAUUAAAUUUUCCAACUGCUAUGCUCCCACAUACAUCAAAUAAAAUUCUAAUAAUCAGGCUUCUGGACCUAUGAGAUGUACUUUUCUGGUAACAUGAGCCUGGUUGGAAUAGAAUGAGUUUGGAAAUUUAGGUAUAAUAUCCUGUUGCCCCACUUUAUUUGGCUGGAUUUUCCCCUCGUGUUUGAGUGAGUAUGUCAAACUUUCCAUCUAAAUGGUGCAGAGAACCUGUGAUCUGUAAGCGAGUCUUCCACACAAUUCUGCACAGAAACCUUCCCUAUGGGUUUAGUUAAAACCCAGGCUAUGUUUAGCAACCAAUUUAAACCAACAAGUUACUGUUCUUAGGCAAUGUAUCAACCCCAUAAAAGAUGUAUACAUUUUAAAAAUGCUUAUCUUAAAUUAAA